Molecule: messenger RNA, 1213 nt
Organism: Bombus pyrosoma
Lineage: Eukaryota; Metazoa; Arthropoda; Insecta; Hymenoptera; Apidae
Product: ester hydrolase C11orf54 homolog
Exons: 7
Coding region: 178-1137 (319 amino acids)
Cellular component (GO): nucleus
Molecular function (GO): hydrolase activity, acting on ester bonds; zinc ion binding
Source: RefSeq, a predicted model, not a curated record
UCUACAUAUCUCUAUAACGGAGAUUCCGUAUAGGAAUUAUUAUAAUUGAAGAUAUAUAUGUAUAUGUAAGGAACUGAUUUAUUACACUCUUAUGAAAUAAAAGGUCAUGCUCAAACACAUGAUUAGAUAAAUCAAGUUUCGCUUGACGAAGUAAUUUUAUAUAUCAAUAUAUCGAUUAUGACUACUUUAAAUCCCAAUGAACUUACCAUAGUAAAAAGAGACCUACAUGUUCCUUCUCUCGAUGAAAUAAAAGAUGUCUUAAAAGAAGGAUUGAUUAAAAAUUUCGCGGAUGUAGAAGUAGAAGUUGUCAAUUGCCCAGAUUUAACAAAAGAACCUUUCACACUUGCUGCGCCAGGAUUAGGUGGCAACCCAACAUUACUAGAAAUUGGUGGACCAGCAUUUCUUCUUCCUACUGUACAAAAAAAUAAAUUAUAUGACAUCCAACAACUUUUGAAUCACUUACAAUACAAAGGAGAUUCUUUUGUUGCUGGAGCAGGAGCUGGUCCAUGGCCAUAUAUAAAUUCCAAUUGUGAGCUUAUAAUGAAUUUAACUGUUUCACCAUCCAGUGUACAAAAUGAAACUCGUAUUUCAUCUGUCGAUACAACAAAUGGAAAUUGUGUGCUUCAAACAUUACCUAAUACUGAAACAAGACUUGCUUUAUUAGCUAAUUUGUUUGUUACUGGAGGGAAACCAGGUAAAGUUUUAAAAGUCCAUGCUAAAAAACGUACUGGAAAUAAUGAUUUUAUUGCAUCUAUGCAAAAAGCAAUUGCUCUGCAUUAUCCAAAUAAUCUUGUUGGAUUAGGAGGAACGUUUUUAAUGAAAGAUGGAAAAGUUAAACAGCAUGUUAUGGCAGACUUCUCAAAAACUCCAUUAAAGACGGAAGCACAACUUAAUAACUGGUUACACUUCUAUAAUAUGUCAACACCCCUAAUAGCUGUUGGUACAUUUGUCAGUUCUGAAAGUGAUUUAGAUCUUCGUGUUCAGCAUUUCCACAGUUUUUCCCAUCACGGAGAGGGUGGACAUUAUCAUAUCGAUACAACACCAGAAACUAUUGAAUACUUGGGAUAUUUCAACUUGGGUACUACACUUUACCGUGUAGAUAAACCACUAACUGGUAUUCAGUUUGGAAAGGAUUAAUUGCUGUUAUAUAAUUGUAUAUACAUUUUGUCUAAAAAGUGAUGCAUAAAUGUUUAUGGUAUAAUAAUCUUACAAA